CUGUACAUUGUUGCAGUGUGUGAGUGAGUGUUAUCAAUCUACUCUAAGUGGUCAGUGUAGUCAGUGCUCUCUUACAGUUCUCGUCCUAUACCGGAGUAAUGAAGAUCUUCACCAGUUUCAUUCUAUUUGGGAUAAUUGGAACUUGUUUUGGAGCUGGAGGUGCAGUAUCAGGCCAGGGCGGCAGUGGAGGAUCCCUCACAGAAACAGAAGAAACACGUCUGCUUGCGGAAGGUCGCCCCCUCAUGCUGACGUGCGACUAUAAUACUACCAACACUGACACUGUAUGGAUAAAGGAUGGAGACGAGGUUGUUGAGAGCAAUCGCAUCAAAUUGUUUAAAAACAGUACAUUGUACAUUCCUGCCGCCACUAAACAAGACCUGGGCGAAUACCACUGCUCACUACCAGAUGAACAAGAGCCCAAAGUCUUCAAUGUUGUCGAACUGAUUCUUCACAAACUGCUGCCCAAGUCAACCACAGUGCUGGAAAAUGACAAGCUCUCUCUCACCUGCCUGGUGCAGGGUGACCCUCUCCCAACUGUUCAGUGGCUCAAAAAUGGUGAACCAAUUGAGAAGUCCAUUAACUCAUCAAGAUUGGUGUUGUCCGAGAACGAGUACCACGUUCCUAAUGCCAGUCUCCUGAUCAAGCCUCUGAUGAAGAACGAUGAUGGUGACUAUAUCUGUCUCAUCACCCAGUUCGCUAUCCAGCACAACACAACCACUGAUGUACGAGUCAAAGAUAUUUAUGCUGCGUUGUGGCCAUUCUUGGGCAUUGUAGCCGAGGUUGUGUUGUUGUGCACAAUUAUCUUCAUCUACGAGAGGCGUCGCAUCAAGCCCAACUUUGAUGAAUCCGACUCUGAGCAGACUAAUGAACAGAAGAGCAAAGUUGAAAACAGCAAGGAGGUUGAUGUCAGGCAGAGGAAGUAGGGAGACGUUAAGAGCUAAGAAACAUCAUCAUCACACUUGUGCACGGUACUAUAGAUGAUAAAAGAGAGAGUUUUCCCGUCAAGAGUUCAACAGUCCUAAGAGGCUCUCACUGAAUGCAAGCAAAAUGAAUAGGGUAGAUAAGUAACAUUUGGGAGUGUACCAAGAACAGCUGACUUGUGUUUGUGUGAAAUAAUAAUAAUAUUGAAUAAAAACUCUAGAUUUUGCUUUUAGGUGUUAAUUUAUAGUCACAAAUUUGAUUUUUUUACCUACAAAAGAUGGAAACAUUAUGAAGGAACCUCUAAGAGAAUGUGUACAUGUGUUACUAUGCUGUAUGGCAGGAUAAGAUAUGUACACAGUGGUUUCAUCAGUGAUAUGUCCUGUAAAUUUUAAUUCAUUCACAUUUAUAUAUAUUUUUCAAUGAUAACAGUACAGUAUGGCAAAUACAUCCUAUGAAUUAUAAUAUGGCUGCCAGUUAUUCAUGUUUGCUUACAGUAGAUCUAACCUUCAUAAUGUAUUGCACUUAUUUUCUUUUAAUGUUACAGCAUUACAGGUAAUUUUUCUUAUAACUACAGUUCCUGUUUAUAAUUUGUGUUGGUGACAUGUGCACCAACAUUGCAGUUACAGGUACAUUACAGGUACAGUGUAUAUAGUUUGCAUAUGAUUUCAUAUUUUAUUGUAUUUGUGGAUUACAAUAGAGCCAAGUUGCUGCUCCCAUAAACAGUACCAGCAAAGUUAAGAAGAAAACUCAGGAUUUCGAGAUGUAGGUUAGGACAAAUGAAUAGCAGGGCAGGAGGAUGAACGCUAGAUCCGGGAACCAAGCAAAGUCAGAGUUUAGAAGGGCUGAAAAGGAAGAGUUCCAGAGGCAGAUUGCAAGUGAGGUCUAGUCAAACCCAAAGGCUUUUUACCAUUACGCAAAGUCGAAAAUAAAAACGCGAGUAGGCAUAUUGGACCUGAGGCUUGAAGAUGGUAGUUAUGCAGAUUCUGACCAGGAUAAGGCGGAGGCGUUGAACAAAUUUUUUUUAUCGGUUUUCACAAGAGGAUGUGAACAAUCUUCCUGCAUUUGAGGAAAGACUGUGUAAUGGAUAAUUGUAUUUUUAUUUUAUUGGAAAAGUAAAAUUGUUGGGGAAUAUUGAAGAUCGAUGGUGUUGGAUCCUGGGGAGUUUGUAGUUAUGAUAUAAGCACUACUUGUUGUAUGUAAUGUUUCACAACUGUACACAUUUAUCUUCAAAAUCACCACAAGGUGUUUAAUUUGAGUUGUAUGGUGAUAAAAGGUGGAUAUAAUGCUGGUAGAUGGAAUGUGAUAUAUUAAAGCUUGUGAUUUAUCUUACAUUAAAAAAAUGUAAUAUGAUUAUUUACUUAGAGAAAUGAUGGCAAUGGAAAAAUAACAUGAAGGUCAGGUUGUGGAAGUUAAUGUAAUUAACAGUCUCUGAAUAAGAUGGACACUAAGGCAAUAUUAUAUUUUUUUGCUAAUACCUGUACUGUAUACACUACUGCAAUAAUUUACAUGGAAUGUAAAUUUCAUGUUUGGUAAUAGUAUCAUUAUUGCAUUAAGAUUACUGCCUUCAUUGAUGACUGACUUUCACUGCAGUAUUAUCAAACACUCAUGAAAAUUUUCAUGGUUUGCCCAUCUUUAGUAUAUGAGUAAGAUUACAUUAUUUAUUUGUUACUCACACCUUGACACUAAUGCUGAUCAGUCAAUAUAUUGCUUUGUAUCAGGAAGUAGAUCAUCAUAUUUUAACAUUUUUGCAAUGCUGGUGACACUGCUCACAGGACACAUCACAUGCCCAUGGCUUCAGUGAGUGAGUACAACCACCUCUUUCAUGUACUGCAAUCCUCCCAUAUUUUCUGUGUGAUUGUGUAGUGUUGCACAUCAUAAAAGGAACACAAUAUUCACUUAAACUAAUAAGGCAAAAACUAAUACAUUUAUCAGGUUCACAAAGUUUUAAACACAUCUACAGUCAUAACUUUUUCUGGUAAUGUAAUAACUGAAUUCAUGUAAACAAGUUUCAAUAAAAAUUAAUAGACUGAUGUCACAAGAAGCAGAAUGACCAUAUCUUACUGAAGUAAUUACCCUGUCAGUGUAGAUUUAACAUUCUCACAACUGUGAUUAAGGAAUAACUGGAUAUGUGGACUUAUUUUCAGGGUUAUGUGCAAAUGUGCCUUCUUUCUUGAGUGUGUAGGAUCUUUUAAUACACCUCCUACUUUUCAGAGAUACAUAUAUACUGUAUAUAUAUAAAUUCGAUGGUUUCCUUAAAUUUUAUAUAAGUUGUAAGUACUUUCUCAGAUUUAGAUUGAGGUAAAAUUACUUUCCUCAUCAUUCAGAGUAUUUUAUUUCACUUUAUUAACCCUUUGAGGAUGAUGAUUUAACCCCCAGGACCCAGAGGGUUAAAUAAAGUUGUUGAUUAUGUGUUAAUUACUUGUACUUCAGCUGAUGGUAUAACCUUUAUGCAAUAGACUUAUCUUUCUAUAUAAUCCGUUAGAUGGGGUUUUCUACUUCUAAAAAAGGACCCUCAAUAUAAUGGACUUUCCUCUCCACAUAGUCCAUCAAAUAAAAGUUUCACUGUACUGUACUAGUUAUAAAUCCUCUAUAGAAAGUAUCCCAUCAGCUGUAGUUCUUUAACAUAGUUUUAUUGAAUAUGUCUUUAUUAUAAAUGACUAAAGUGAUUUUUGUAUAAGCUAAAAUGUACAUUAUUUUUAGAUUUUAUUUUGCAUUUUAUUGUAUUGAAGUUAUUUACAUUCUGAAUAAAUUUAUAGAUACAUUAAUA
This is a messenger RNA of Homarus americanus (American lobster), 3688 nucleotides long. RefSeq names its product basigin-like. NCBI's taxonomy places the organism in Eukaryota, Metazoa, Arthropoda, Malacostraca, Decapoda, Nephropidae. Bases 99 to 923 code for a protein of 274 amino acids. Gene Ontology annotation, biological process: axon guidance; dendrite self-avoidance; homophilic cell-cell adhesion. The record is from RefSeq and is a predicted model, not a curated record. Gene Ontology annotation, molecular function: cell-cell adhesion mediator activity. Gene Ontology annotation, cellular component: axon; plasma membrane. The transcript has 8 exons.